CAAGUUUGCCCAGGCCUGAUCUAGGACAACUGAAAACUGGGCACUCACGUGAUGCCGAUGAGACCCGCAUAAGGAGUUCCUGCUACGGAGGCCGAGAAGGCUCAGUUCCCCUCCCCGCGCAUCCUAAUCCUGGCCUCUUCUAUAGCGAGAUUCUCGCUAGGGAAGCGGGUCUCCAAGGCAACAGGUCUCCCAAGGCGGCGGCGAAGAGACCUCCUCCUUCGCUGUCUCUGUCUCUCUAGGCCCGUGGUUCCCAUUAACCCUUAGAGACUCCCAGAAGCCCCCGACUGUGAGGAAUCCAGGGGCCUCUUCUCCGCCAUGGCGCUCGUCGGAGGACGCGGCCGCGAGGGCCCCAAGCCACCGGACCCGCCUGGAGGGGCCCCAAACGCGGCCUUUUUGAAAGCCCUGGAAGCCGUUGUCGCCGCUGGGAAGCGUGGCUUGCUUGGCCCCGCAGCCCUGGCCGCCGCGGAAAGGGUCCCGGAACUGAGCCCCCGGACCAGCAGCAGCGUCGAAGGCAACAGCCGAGGGGUUUCUCAGGAAGUCCCGGGCCCAGUUCCACUUAACGCACAGAAGAAGAAGAAGAAGAAACAACAACCCAGGGUUGCAAUGGCUGUGAAUGCACACCUUCCAGAUGUGACAAGUCCUCAAAAGGAAAUCUGGAUAUGUGGCAAUUCUGUGGUCUUGGCAUCAGAGAAAAGAGCUAAGAACAGUUUACAUGGAUUACAGUUGGGCAUCCCAGCUUCAAGGGCACAUGUGUAUUGGCAUGGCAGAUUUGCAAUGAAAUGGGAGCAUCUCUUGCUAGUUUUAUGUGACAUUUACCACAAGCGGCCUUCUCCUUCCGUUCUAAUAAUUCAUCUUGGUGAAGAUGAUCUGUUGCCCAGUGACAACUUCUCACUUCUUAUGUCCAUGAAAAAUGACCUGGACAUCCUUAGAAAAGCAUUCCCAGACACUGUUAUAAUUUGGUCUUCACUGCUGCCAAGAUGCGGUUCCAAGAAACAUGAAAAAACUGAACACAUGGAAAAAGCUCUGAAAGAAAUUAACACGAGAAUGGCAGACUAUUGUAAUAAAAUUGACGUGCACUUUUUGUCACAUAGCUCUAUUACCUCUGAUAAAACUGGCUUGUUCUUGCCCAAUCUUACUGCACUGUCUGAUGCAGGAGCUGAUAUCUUCAUAGAAGAUGUGCAGACAGUAUUACGUCUCUAUGAACUAUUUGGGUAGUGUUGAACGAGUUGCUGAAAAGACAGGAUAACAAUCAUGUUGUUGCCCAUAUAAAGUUAUAGGUAGGAUGUCUAUUUAAUAGAAAGGCUACACUGUAUUUUACAUACACAGUUGGCAGGUGCAUUCCUAUAACCCGACAGUUAUUUCAGCUUUAUUGGUUGGUUAGUUUGAUGGUUGAUUUAUUUUUGCUAUAAUGUUCCUGAUUUUCUGUUUUUCUGUUAUUGUUUAUGUACUUACUAUGUACUAUGUAUGUACUUGCAUGUCAUAUUUUAUAUUUUAACAAUGUUGAUUGGGCAUGUCCCCAUGUAAGCCGCCCGAGUCCCUUCGGGGAGAUGGAGUCGGGGUACAAAAAUAAAGUUGUUGUUAUUAUUAUUAUUAUUAUUAUUAUUAUUAUUAUUAUUAUUAUUAUUAUUAUUAUUUCCUUGAAUGAAUCCUGUAAUGGACAAAUGAAAUAAACUGGUCCAUUCUACCAUUAUGAAGAAUUUAAAUGUAUGCUCUAAAAGUGAAUGAAACUUGGGAAGGUAUUUGUAACACAAGAUGGUUUAAUGAUCAUAAAUAUAGUUGUCUAUAGUAACUGGCCUUUAGUAACCUAGUAACUGCUUUCUGCUUCAUUUGUCUGAUAGACUUUAAAGAAAGAUCAACUCCAUGGUGUUUGACUAGUGAUUAUUAGGAUCACUACAGGGAUAUGUGGAAUACUUUUUUCACUUUUCAUCAUAUCGUGUGUAAAGGUGUAAGACAGAAAACAUGCAUGGACAUGCCCACCCUAAAAUACUUAGCAAUUUGAUUAUCAAUGUCUGUAUUCACUACUGUAUCAAAUAAUUGUUUGGUAAUCCUGGAGUUAUCCAAGCAAGAAUGAAAAAUGGUACCAAAAAAUGGUACCUGCUUGGGUACCUUAAAACUUUAUUUUUUAAAUUGAAGUUUAAUGAAAAUAUUGCAGUGAAAUUCUAAUAAAAUAUUGGCUUUCUGUUAAUGUAA
Anolis carolinensis (green anole) is the source of this 2190-nucleotide messenger RNA. RefSeq lists its product as uncharacterized. NCBI's taxonomy places the organism in Eukaryota, Metazoa, Chordata, Lepidosauria, Squamata, Anolidae. The coding region runs from base 316 to 1215 and encodes 299 amino acids. The record is from RefSeq and is a predicted model, not a curated record. The transcript has 2 exons.